Messenger RNA from Paramecium pentaurelia, 1461 nucleotides. The record is from the annotation of a GenBank genome assembly. Lineage: Eukaryota; Ciliophora; Oligohymenophorea; Peniculida; Parameciidae.
AUGAUAAAUUACUGCUACAUUGUAUAACCAAUUAAAUUAUAAGAAUUACUUAGCACAAUCAAAUAUUUUGCCCAACUAUUUCAAUCAAAGUAAUAACUAAUAUAUGAUAUUGCCGAUGCUCUUCAAUAUAAAUUUGUUCAACAAAAUGAAAUAAUCUUUAAAUAAGGUGAUUAAGGAGAUUUAUUUUACAUUGUGCUUUAAGGUAUAAUAUUAAUAAAAAAUCUUAAGGAACUGUUUCAAUUUAAAUAAAUAUUCCAUAAGAGGAUAUAUUUGUACCAAAAGAAGUUGCGACAAUAACAGAAGGGGGAUCAUUUGGAGAAUUGGCUUUACAAAGUAGUUAAGCAAGAACUGCCACAAGUAUUUCUGUUACUGAUUGUCAUUUUGCCACAAUUGAUAAAACAACAUAUAAACAAUUAAUUGGAGAUUAUAAUAAAAAUCAGUUAGAUUAAAAAAUAGCGUUUCUUUCAAAAUACCCUUGGUUUUAAUAAUGGUCAUUAAGAGAAAUGAAAAUGCUUGCUUAUGAACUUAAUGAAAAACAAUAUGAUUAUGGAGAUAGGAUAAAUUUAAAAAAUCAUAUUGGAAUGAUAAAUAAAGGAUAAGUUGAAUUGAAAAGAGUGAUAGAAAAAAGAGGAAUUUAAGAUCAUCCAAUGAAGAUUUCUAAAUUAAUGAAACAUUAAUUAUCAGUAGAAAUAUUGGAUGAAAAUAAAAUAAUAGGAGAAUUAAAUUUUUUGGAUGAAGAAGGAAAUUUAAAAUUUAUGAUAAAUAAAUAUAAUAAACCUUAUGUAAAAAGUGCAGCAGAACCUGAAACUAAAGAAUUUAUUUAAACAUGUUAAAAAAGCAAAGGAAUUUAUGAAGCUGUCUGUUAUUCUAAUCAUGUUAGUGUUUAUUUUUUAAAAAUAAGCACUAUUGAAGAUAGAUUUUAUGAUUAAUUAACUAGAUAAUUAUUUUAAGUAAUCAAAUUAUAAAUAUAGAUUCUUUUUAUAGAUUGAAAUUAAAAAGCUAUUAAAUGUACGAAUUAAGAAAGCACAUAAUCUACAAUAAGAAUAUGAUAAACAAUUUUAAGAAAGUUUAGAAGAAUAAUAAGUAAAGAUGAGAAUCUCAGGAUUUUAAAGUAGAAAAGUUACUCCAGUGAAAAUAGGAACUAUAAUUAGAAGUUAGAAUAAUGAAGAAUGGGUUUAAGAUAGUCAAUAUUAAAAGAAAUUUGAGAAAAAUCUACCUCAUGGUGUUUAAUAUAGAUACUCUAGAAUCUAUGACUUAGAAGAGAAAUCUUAAUACAUUAAAAUAUUAGAAGAUAGAUAUAAUAAAUUAAAGACUGAAGAGAAUGAAGCAUAAGAUAAUUUAAAAUUAACUUUUACAUAAAUGAAUUGUAGUUAUUAUAGAUUGAAAAGUCACUUUGAGAGAUAAAAAUUCAAUAAGUUAUUUUUUUAAGCAUACUUAAAAAAAAAAAAUGAAUAAAAAUGA